Coregonus clupeaformis (lake whitefish) is the source of this 6084-nucleotide messenger RNA. RefSeq names its product myosin-4-like. Gene Ontology annotation, molecular function: ATP binding; cytoskeletal motor activity; actin filament binding. The coding region runs from base 1 to 5814 and encodes 1937 amino acids. Lineage: Eukaryota; Metazoa; Chordata; Actinopteri; Salmoniformes; Salmonidae. Gene Ontology annotation, cellular component: myosin complex. The transcript is spliced from 38 exons. The record is from RefSeq and is a predicted model, not a curated record.
AUGAGUGAUGCUGAGAUGGAAGUAUUUGGGGUGGCUGCCUCGUACCUCCGCAAGCCGGAGCGGGAGAGGAUUGCGGCACAGAUCAAACCAUUUGAUGCCAAAACGGCCUGCUUUGUGGCAGAUCUAAAGGUGGAGUAUGUGAAAGGCAAAAUCAAGAGCCAAGACAGCUCCAAGGUCACAGUGGAGACUGAGGAUGGGAGAGUUGUCACGGUGAAUCCGGAUGACAUCAGCCCCAUGAACCCUCCUAAAUUUGACAAGAUCGAGGACAUGGCCAUGUUGACCCAUCUCCAUGAGCCAGCCGUGCUGUUCAACCUCAAGGAGCGCUACGCUGCCUGGAUGAUCUAUACCUACUCUGGGCUGUUCUGUGUGACUGUGAACCCCUAUAAGUGGCUCCCGGUCUACAACCCAGAGGUGGUGGCUGGCUAUCGGGGCAAGAAGCGCCAGGAGGUCCCACCGCACAUUUUCUCCAUCUCUGACAAUGCCUAUCAGUUUAUGCUAACAGAUCGUGAAAACCAGUCCAUCCUUAUCACUGGAGAAUCUGGUGCAGGGAAGACUGUAAACACAAAGCGUGUCAUCCAGUAUUUUGCGACAAUCGCCAUGGCUGGAGGAAGUGAAAAGAAGAAGGAAAUCAAUGGGAAAAUGCAGGGAACCCUGGAGGAUCAAAUCAUCCAGGCCAACCCUCUGCUGGAGGCUUUUGGGAAUGCCAAGACUGUGAGGAACGACAACUCCUCUCGCUUUGGCAAAUUCAUCCGCAUCCACUUUGGCACAAAGGGGAAGCUGUCCUCGGCUGAUAUUGAGACUUACCUUCUGGAAAAAUCCAGGGUCACGUUUCAGCUCCUGGCAGAAAGGAGUUAUCACAUCUUCUAUCAGAUCAUGUCCAAUAAGAAGCCUGAAUUAAUUGAGAUGCUGCUCAUCACCACCAACCCAUAUGACUACCCUAUCAUCAGUCAGGGGGAAAUAAAGGUGCAAAGCAUCAAUGACACAGAAGAGCUCAUGGCCACAGAUAGUGCCAUUGAUAUCCUAGGCUUCAAUGCAGAGGAAAAACUUGGGAUCUACAAACUGACUGGUGCUGUGAUGCAUCAUGGGAACAUGAAGUUCAAGCAGAAGCAGCGUGAGGAACAGGCAGAGUCUGAUGGCACUGAGGUAGCUGACAAAGUUGCCUACCUCAUGGGCCUGAACUCUGCUGAUCUACUGAAAGCUGUGUGCUAUCCCAGAGUGAAGGUCGGGAAUGAAUAUGUCACCAAAGGACAGACAGUUCAACAGGUGAAUAACUCCAUGGGUGCCCUGUCUAAGGCAGUGUAUGAAAAACUGUUCUUGUGGAUGGUGACCAGAAUAAACCAGCAGCUAGACACCAAAUUGCCCAGGCAGCAUUUUAUUGGCGUUCUGGACAUAGCAGGCUUUGAGAUCUUUGAGAUGAACAGCCUGGAACAGCUCUGCAUCAAUUUCACUAAUGAGAAACUGCAACAGUUUUUCAAUCACCACAUGUUUGUGUUGGAACAAGAGGAAUACAAGAAGGAAGGAAUUGAGUGGGAGUUCAUUGACUUUGGAAUGGACUUGGCUGCCUGCAUUGAGCUUAUUGAGAAGCCAAUGGGUAUUUUCUCCAUCCUUGAAGAAGAGUGCAUGUUUCCAAAGGCAACAGACUGCUCCUUCAAGAACAAACUCUACGACCAGCAUCUUGGGAAGAACAGCAACUUCCAGAAGCCCAAGCCUGCCAAAGCCAAGGCAGAGGCCCACUUCACCCUGGUGCACUACGCUGGCACUGUGGACUACAACAUUGGUGGCUGGCUGGAGAAGAACAAGGACCCGCUGAAUGACACUGUGGUACAACUGUACCAGAAAGCUGCCCUGAAGCUAUUGUCUCAGUUGUUUGCAAAGUUUGUCUUAGUUGAUGGUGAGUUUACAUCAGCAAACCAAAAAGGAGCAAAAAAGAAGGGGUCCUCUUUCCAGACUGUCUCUGCACUUUUCAGGGAAAAUCUCAACAAGCUGAUGUCUAACCUGAGGUCCACACAUCCCCAUUUUGUGAGAUGCAUCAUCCCAAACGAAACCAAAACACCAGGGGCCAUGGAACACUACCUCGUUUUGCAUCAGCUGCGCUGUAACGGUGUGCUGGAGGGUAUCAGAAUCUGCAGGAAGGGGUUCCCAAGCAGGAUUAUAUAUUCUGACUUCAAGCAGAGAUACAGAAUCCUGAAUGCCAGUGCUAUCCCCGAGGGGCAGUUUAUCGACAGCAAAAAGGCAUCAGAGAAGCUACUGUCCUCCAUCGAUGUGGACCACGCCCAGUACAAAUUUGGAUACACUAAGGUGUUCUUUAAAGCUGGCCUGUUAGGUCUGCUGGAGGAGAUGAGAGAUGAGCGCCUGGCAGUGUUGUUGACUCGCAUCCAGGCUGUCUCCAGGGGCUACAUCACCAGGCAGAGGUUCAAGGAGAUGUCAAAGAAAAGGGAAUCAAUUUUCAUAAUUCAAUAUAACAUCCGGUCAUUCAUGAACGUGAAGAACUGGCCUUGGAUGAGGCUCUACUUCAAGAUCAAGCCCCUGUUGCGAAGUGCAGAGGCUGAGAAGGAGAUGCAGAACAUGAAAGAGGCGUUCUCAAAGGUCAAAGAUGAGUUUGCAAAGUCAGACGCCAGGAGGAAGGAACUUGAGGAGAAGAUGGUGGUCCUUGCUCAGGAGAAGAAUGACCUUUACCUCCAGAUUCAAGCGGAAAGAGAGAACCUCUCUGAUGCAGAAGAGAGAUGUGAGGGGUUGAUCAAGAGCAAGAUCCACCUAGAGGCAAAAACCAAGGAGUUCUCUGAGAGAAUUGAGGAAGAGGAGGUGUUCAAUGCAGAGAUCACUGCCAGGAAGAGGAAACUGGAGGAUGAAUGCUCCGAGCUCAAAAGGGAUAUAGAUGACCUGGAGCUCACUAUUGCCAAGGUUGAGAAGGAGAAAUAUGCCACAGAAAAUAAGGUGAAAAAUUUGACAGAGGAGUUGACCACAUUAGAGGAAAAUCUUCUGAAGUCUUCAAAGGAGAUCAAGGCAUUGCAAGAGGUGCAUCAGCAGACCCUGGAUGACCUCCAGGCAGAGGAGGACAAAGUCAACACUCUGACUAAGACAAAGGUCAAGCUAGAGCAACAGGUUGAUGAUCUUGAGGGAUCUCUAGAGCAGGAGAAGAAGGUGCGUGCAGAUUUGGAAAGAGCCAAAAGAAAACUUGAGGGAGAUCUCAAGCUGUCACAGGAAAAUGUUAUGGACCUGGAGAAUGAAAGACAACAAAUGGAUGAACGAUUAAAAAAGAAGGAUUUAGAGUUCAGUUACCUGCAAGGUAGAUUUGAGGAUGAACAAAUACUGAGCACUCAACUUCAGAAGAAAAUAAAGGAGUUUCAGGCUCGCAUUGAGGAACUCGAAGAGGAAAUCGAAGCAGAGCGCUCUGCUCGGGCCAAGAUAGAGAAGCAAAGGUCUGAUUUCUCCAGGGAACUUGAGGAGAUCAGUGAGAGACUGGAAGAAGCUGGUGGAGCCACUGCUUCCCAGAUUGAGGCAAACAAGAAGCGCGAAAGUGAGUUUCAGAGGCUGCGUCGUGAUCUCGAAGAGUCAACCCUGCAGCAUGAGUCAAUCACUGCUGCUCUCCGCAAGAAGCAGGCAGACAGCGUGGCAGAACUGGGAGAACAAAUAGACAACCUCCACAGAGUUAAGCAGAAACUGGAGAAGGAGAAAAGUGAAUACAAGAUGGAAAUUGAUGACUUGGCCAGCAACGUGGAGAGUGUCCUCAAAAGCAAGGCUAACCUUGAGAAACUGUGCAGAACUCUUGAAGACCAAAGUAAUGAGUACAAGAACAAAUGUGACGAGGCCCAUGAGUCUCUAAAUGAUUACACUGCCCUGAAUGCUCGCUUGCAAACAGAAAAUGGUGAGCUCACACGCCAUCUUGAGGAGAAGAAGUUAACUGUGUCCCAGCUGACCAGAGUGAAACUAGUGUGCAGUCAACAGAUUGAAGAGCUGAAGAGACUUUUGGAGGAGGAAGUUAAGGCUAAGAAUGCCCUGGCCCAUGGUUUACAAUCAACCCGCCAUGACUGUGACCUGCUCCGGGAGCAGUAUGAGGAGGAGCAGGAGUCCAAGGUUGAGCUGCAGAGGAGCAUGUCCAAGGCCAACAGUGAGGUAGCUCUGUGGAGAACCAAGUAUGAGACUGAUGCCAUCCAGCGCACUGAGGAACUUGAGGAUGCUAAGAGGAAGCUUGCCCAGCGCCUCCAGGAUUCUGAAGAGCAGACAGAGGCAAUGAACGCAAAGUGUGCCUCACUGGAGGAGACCAAGCAGAGACUACAAGCAGAGGUGGAGGACCUCAUGGUCGAGAUGGAGAGGUCCAAUUCAGCCAUUGUCACCCUGGACAAGAAACAGAGGAACUUUGACAAUGUUCUUGCUGAAUGGAAACAGAAGUAUGAAGAGACCCAGUCUGAGCUGGACGGCUCACAAAGGGAGUUCAGGUCUCUGAGCACAGAGCUAUUCAAGAUAAAAAACUCAUUUGAAGAAGCCCUGGAUCACUUAGAGAACAUGAAGAGAGAGAAUAAGAACCUUCAACAGGAGAUAACAGAUAUCACUGAACAAGUGGGACAAUCUGCAAAGACCUUCCAUGAACUGGAUAAGGCAGCGAAACAAGCUGAACAGGACAAGAUGGACACCCAAACAGCUCUUGAAGAAGCUGAGUCCUCCCUUGAACAUGAAGAGGCCAAGAUGCUCCACCUUCAACUGGAGUUGAACCAGAUCAAGUCAGAGGUUGACAGAAAGGUGGCAGAGAAAGAUGAGGAAAUAGACCAGCUGAAGAGGAACCAUCAGAGGACCGUGGACACCCUGCAGAGUGCUCUAGAUUCUGAGACCCGCAGCAGAAACGAUGCCGUCAGAGUCAAGAAGAAGAUGGAAGGGGACCUAAAUGAGAUGGAGAUUCAGCUGUGCCAUGCCAACCACCAAGCAGCUGAUGCUACCAAGCAGCUCAGAAACAUCCAGGGCCAGCUCAAAGACUCUCAGGUCCAUUUGGACGAUGCCCUCCAUGGGCAGGAGGACCUGAAGGAACAGCUAGCCAUUGUAGAACGCCGCAAUACACUGAUGAUGGCAGAGAUUGAGGAGAUGAAGGCAGCACUAGAGCAGUCCGAGAGGUGCCGUAAACUGGCCGAGCAGGAGCUGGUCGACGUGAGCGAGAGGAUGCACCUGUUGCACUCUCAGAGCACUAGUCUCAUCAGCACAAAAAAGAAGAUGGAGUCUGACAUAACUCAGCUGCAAUCAGAGGUGGAAGAUGUAGUCCAAGAAGCAAGAAAUGCAGAUGAGAAAGCUAAAAAGGCUAUUAUAGAUGCUGCCAUGAUGGCUGAGGAGCUGAAGAAGGAGCAGGACACCAGCGCUCACAUGGAGAGGAUGAAGAAGAACCUGGAGGUCACUGUUAAAGACUUGCAGCAGCGUCUGGAUGAGACUGAGCAGUUAGCCAUGAAAGGUGGGAAAAAAGAGCUCCAGAAACUAGAGACCAGGGUUAGAGAGGUGGAGAAUGAACUGGAGGCAGAGCAGAAACGUGGUGUGGAAGCCAUGAAGGGUGUGCGGAAAUAUGAGAGAAAAGUCAAGGAGCUCACAUAUCAGGGUGAGGAAGACAAGAAGAAUGCAGACAGACUGCAGGACUUGGUCAACAAGCUGCAGCUGAGGGUGAAAGCUUACAAAAGGCAGUGUGAGGAGGCGGAGGAGCAGACCAGUAUCAAUUUGGCCAAAUCCAGGAAGGUGCAACAUGAGCUUGACGAAGCUGAGGAGCGGGCAGACAUAGCAGAAUCCCAAGUGAACAAAUUAAGAGCUAAGAGUUGUGAUGUUGGUGGCAAGAGAGAAGAAUAGAGAUAUGGGCAUCUUCUGCUGAUGGUGCUGUAAUUCAUGUUUAGAAUUACAAUAACUCAGACAUAGAAUGUAGAUACAGUAUACAGUAAUUAUUGUUGCAAAGAUACAUGCCUGCUUACACUAUUGUACGUACCUGUAUGUUAGCAUUCCCUGUGCUAUAGUUUGACCACCAUGCUUAGAUGUUCUGCUUAAAAGCAGAAAAUGGCAUUACAAUGAAAUACAGUACAAAUCAAUUUUACUUAUAAAACUAUAAUUAAAUACUGCAAAGUA